ACUAUUACUUUGACUAUAUUAAUUUGCUAUUUUAUAAAUUGUUCCUCAACCUUUUCGCAAUGAGUGGUGACACAGGCGAAUCUCAUGGCAAAGACGUCCAAUUACAACAAAUGAAAAAUACAUUUAUACAAAUCAACGUGGAAGGUAUUGAAGAAAUGAUCAAACUUUGGAAUGAAAUAUACGGACCAAUGAGUGUCUCCGACGAUCGCUUCACCAAACUCAUAGAUGACGUAAAAGCAUUCUGGGAACAACAGUUAGAAUGUCAAAAUGAAAGGAAAAAGAAUCUCUCAAAAAGUAUUGAAAAAGCUGGCAAAGAUGCGCUGAAACUGGAAAAGGCUUUAGGACUAGAGGCAGAAGUGCAAAAUUUAGCUUGUGACAAAGACGAUCCAUUGGUGGUCUUAGAAGAUAAGAUUUGGAAAAUCCUAACCACCUAUCAGGAAAUAAGAGAAAAACGCUUGGAAGAAUAUAAUCAUCUUCAGAAAAAGGAAAGAGAACUUUGUGUAAAAUUAAGUUUGAAACCCCAAAGAGAAGAAAGACUCUCGUUUAAAAAAGCUGCCAACUCUAAGCAAGAUGACAUUUUCAUUCCUGGAAUUGAUCAAAUAAAUACACUCAAGGAACGUAUUGAGUUGUUAGAAAAGCAAAAUGAGCAACUGAAAUAUGACUUUGAGACCUACAAAGAUAAACUACGAUUGCUAGUUGAACAGUGCAAAUUUAAGCCCAAUAAAGAGAUCGAACAAUAUUUCAGUUCUGAAAAAGAAGAUUAUCCUAUUACGACUAAACGUCUAAAUCAGCUUAUAGCUACUACAAACCGUUAUCAAAAAAUGCAAGAAGAAUUAGUACACGAGGCUGAUCACCUGCGGAAUGAGGUUGCUUCUUUGAGUAAGAAAAUGUUUCUAAAUACAGAUGAAAUUGAAACAUUUCUUAGCGAAAAUAAUGGAUUUGAUAACAAUACAAUUGAUAACUUAAAGAAAAAACUGAAAAAUUUAAAAGAUGACAGAAAGAAAAACCUGAAAGAUCUCAUAAUAAGCCAGCGUAAAGUUUUAAACGAUCUAUGGGAUAAGUGCUGCUAUUCGGAGGGAGACAGAGCACAAUUCAAGGCCUAUCAAUCCAACCACUGGAGUGAGGAAGUAUUAAGUUUUCAUGAAAUGGAAAUUGAGAAGCUACAGAGGUUUUACGAAGAAAACAAAAAAAUAUUCCAACUCUCAAGUAAAUAUGACGAGCUGUGGAUGAGAUUGCUACAUCUAGAGGAGUUGGCUUCGAAUAAAGAUCGUUUGUUCAACAAUCGAGGCGGCUGUUUGCUGAAGGAAGAAAAGGAACGAAGACUCAUACAGAAAAAAGUUCCAUCUAUAAAAACAGAGCUCACUACGCUAUUGAAUACGUACAAAAAUACAACGGGGAAAGAUUUUAUGCUUUUUGGGAAAUCUUUACAAAGUAAAAUUGAAGAAAAGGAAGAUGAGAGAGAAAAGACUAAAGAGACAGAAAGAUUAAUGAGGAAGACAGUCAAUAAAGAAAAUAUGUUUCUAGAAUCAAGGCUUGGAUUCAAGCAAUCUUUUUCAGACAAACGAAGGCUGUUGACCCCCCAACAUCCUAAUAACUACUCAAGAGUUAUGAAAACUGCCCAUUCAACUCCUCGAAUAUCCAGAUCAGCUUCUACAUUAUCUGGGUCUACAGUUGCAGAAAGUACUUGGACAAGGGUGUUGAGAGAAAACAAAUUAAAUGGAAACUCAUCAAUCACCUCUUUUCAAACAAAAUCUCACGAUAGCAAAGUAGCCCGAAGACUUCAAUGUGACACUCCCUGCACUGUGAUAAACAAAUUCUCAAACAACUCGCAAAACAGUUUAACUUACGAAUCGUUCAAAGAAAACAUUAAGUCCACCACAAAACACAAUCAAACUUUAGUUCAACCAAGAGUUUUGCGACCAAGAAACGUAAAUAAGGCAUGUAGUGAAAAGAAGACUUCUAGAUUCUGCACUCCCAUCACAAAGAUGCCUUUGAAAAGUUCAACCAGCUCCAAGAUUCCUCGUCCUACUACACCAAUUGUUCCUAACAUAGCUACUAGAACCACAAAUAGUAGAAGAAAACUUCCCAUCAUAUUUUAAAGAAUUAUCAGUUUUUUGUUUACUUUUCAUGUUCACUUUAAAGUUUCUCAUGUAUUUUCAUUCGUUUUUGCUUAUUUUAAACUCAUAAUUCAUGUGUUAUUAUAGUACGUUGUUCUUCAUAUUGUAAACUUACAUUUUUCAAGU
Macrosteles quadrilineatus (aster leafhopper) is the source of this 2243-nucleotide messenger RNA. RefSeq names its product protein regulator of cytokinesis 1-like. The coding region runs from base 60 to 2099 and encodes 679 amino acids. The record is from RefSeq and is a predicted model, not a curated record. Lineage: Eukaryota; Metazoa; Arthropoda; Insecta; Hemiptera; Cicadellidae. The transcript has a single exon. Gene Ontology annotation, cellular component: cytoplasm; mitotic spindle midzone; spindle. Gene Ontology annotation, molecular function: microtubule binding. Gene Ontology annotation, biological process: mitotic spindle midzone assembly; microtubule cytoskeleton organization.